AUGGAUCUCAAUCUUAGUUUCAUGGCGUUUAUGGGGAAGGAGCAAGAAAAUGGAACUAGGAAAAUCUUCACCCCAAGAAAGGCUUUCAUGCGCAGUGGUUCAAAGAGCAAAAUUUGCCCUUUUGAUUUGGAGAUGGAGGCUGAAUUUCAAGAGAAUAAAGGAAGGGUUAUCUUUAGAAAUUGCUCAAAGUUGCUUGAGUUGGCUGCCACAGACGAUCUGGAUGGUUUUAUAUGUGAAGUAGAAGAGAGGGGCUGUGAUAUUGAUGAGGUGAGCUUUUGGUAUGGCAGAAGCUUUGGCACAAAGAAGAUGGGGUUUGAAAAGAGGACCCCUGUCAUGAUUGCUUCCUUGUAUGGAAACACUGAGGUUUUGAAGUAUAUUCUUGGAACUGGAAAGGUUGAUGUCAAUAGAUCAUGUAGCUCAGAUGGAGCUACUGCUCUCCAUUGUGCUGGUGGUGGUGGAUCGUGGUCAUCGGUCGAGGUUGUUAAACUCCUGAUUGAUGCCUCUGCCAAUCUCAGUGCUGUUGAUGCCAAUGGGAAGAAACCUGGUGAUCUGAUUGCUCCUUUUAUAAAGUCCUCGAGCAAUUCGAGGAGGAAAACUUUGGAGAUACUGUUGAAUGGCUUAAGCGCCGAAGCUGGUGAUGAAGAGGACAUAACUCCUACAGCCGAGAAAAAGGAAUAUCCCAUUGAUAUAUCUUUGCCAGAUAUAAACAAUGGUUUAUAUGGAACUGAUGAGUUCAGGAUGUACAGUUUUAAGGUGAAGCCUUGUUCAAGGGCUUAUUCUCAUGACUGGACUGAGUGCCCUUUCGUCCAUCCCGGUGAAAAUGCAAGGAGGCGUGAUCCAAGGAAGUAUCACUACACUUGUGUGCCUUGCCCUGAGUUCAAGAAGGGAACUUGUGCUAAGGGUGAUUCUUGUGAAUAUGCUCAUGGUGUUUUUGAGUCCUGGCUUCAUCCCGCACAGUAUAGAACCCGGCUUUGUAAAGAUGAGACUGGAUGCUCCAGGAAAGUAUGUUUUUUCGCGCACAAGCCUGAGGAGCUGCGUCCAUUGUAUGCUUCUACAGGUUCAGCCAUGCCUUCCCCGAAGUCUGUUUCAGCCAAUUCAAUGGACUUGACAACAUUGAGCCCGUUGUCUCUUGGUUCAUCUUCAUUGAUGUUGCCUAAUACUUCUACACCACCAAUGUCCCCUUCGGUUACCUGUUCAUCCCCCAUGGGUGGUGGCCUCUGGCAGAACAAGGCGAACCUUUCACUGCCUACACUGCAGCUCCCGGGUAGCCGGCUGAAGACGGCCUUGAGUGCAAGAGAUAUGGAGUUGGAUAAGGAUUUGCUUGGAUUGGAAAAAAUCCGUACCCAACACCAACAGAGGCAGCAGUUGGUCGAUGAGAUGGCCAGCCUCUCUUCCCCAUACAGCAGAAUCGGCGACAUGAAGCCUACUAAUCUUGAUGACAUUUUCGGAUCUCUCGAUCCUUCAUUAGUAUCUCAAUUUCAAUGCCUCUCGCCUAAUGUUAAUAAUGCUAACACCUCCAAGUUGCAAUCCCCGACCAGCCUUCAGCAUCGCCAGAACAUGAACCAACUCCGAGCAAGCUACCCUUCCAAUCUCUCGUCCUCUCCAGCAAGGAAGCCCUCCACGUUCGGGUUUGACUCCUCAGCAGCUGUUGCAGCGGCAGUCAUGAACUCAAGGUCAUCUGCUUUUGCAAAGCGCAGCCAGAGCUUUAUUGACCGCGGUGGGGUCAGCCAUAGGUCUAGCCUUCAAGGUGCAGCUAAUUCCCCAACUGCCAUGUCAUCCAAACUAUCAGAUUGGGGCUCUCCGGAUGGGAAAUUAGAUUGGGGCUUCAAUGGCGACGAGGUGAACAAGCUUCGAAAAUCAGCAUCUUUUGGUUUUCGAAGUAACGCCUCUGCAACAACAGCAAUGACUCAAUCAAAUGUGAAUGAACCGGACGUCUCUUGGGUUAAUUCAUUGGUAAAAGAUGUGCCCUCUGCUAGUCCCAGGCGAUAUAGUCCAGACCAGAAUCAUGGAGGGGUUCAUGAUGUGGUGCCGCAUUGGGUCGAUCAAUUGUAUUUAGAGCAAAAACAGGUCGUGGCUUAA
Fraxinus pennsylvanica is the source of this 2079-nucleotide messenger RNA. NCBI's taxonomy places the organism in Eukaryota, Viridiplantae, Streptophyta, Magnoliopsida, Lamiales, Oleaceae. The record is from the annotation of a GenBank genome assembly.